AUCAUGUUCGACCCGGACAAUAAUAACAGGAGAACAAAGAUGGCGACGUCCCUGCUCAGGUUAGGUCGACUUGGCUCUGUCAAGGGUCUCCUGCGUGAGGGCUGGGGGACACCUAGGACCUCAUUUAUUGCAGCUCUCUGCACUAAAGGGGACGUCCCACCCAAAACAGCAAAGAAGGCAAAGGCUCCAAGUAAGAGUAAGACCGAUGAGAGGGCCUCUCUACUAGCCUACAAGCCCACAGUUGCCUUCCCUUCUAAGCUGUCUGCCACAGGAUUUCUUCCCAAAGAUGUAGCUUUAGGUGAGUCUGAAACCAUUGAGGCUGUUUCCACAGCCGCUGCAAGUGAGACGACAGCUGACGGUCCAGUUGCUGAUACAGCAGCAGCUGAAGUUGCUGUCGAAGAGGCAAAGAUCACUGAAGUCCCACCUACUAAUGAAGUCUCUACAAAAAGCAAAAGAAGUAAGGCCUCAGAUGUUGAGGCAGAAGUACAGAAAGAUCAAGACAAUAGCUCUUCUUCAUCCUCAUCCUCAUCCUCCAGUGAUUCUGAUUCAGACUCGGAUUCUGAUGAUGAGAAACCAAAGACUGAAACACCAGAAACACUAAAGUCUGGAGAGAAAGCAGCAGAGGAGAAGAAAGCUCCUGAACUGACGACUGAACAAGUAGAUAAGCGAGCAUUGCCUGAAUCUGCCUCAUUUGGAGAAGCUCAAGAAAGUGCAAAAACUGUGACUAAAGCAAAACCAGAAGAGGUUCCUGCACCAAGUGCCAAACCAGAUGGAUCAGAUGAGAACCUUAUUGAUCCUGCCCCUAUAGUAUCAUCCUCCACAACCGAAUCGAUUCCAGAAAUGUCCAGUGAAUACAUAAAAGCUGACACUACUGAUAAGAUAGUGGACACCGCAACAGAAGUUAAAACGGCUGCUGUGGAGGAGAUUGUUGUUGAAAAGGAACCAGAAAUCAAAGCUGAAGAUGCUGUCAAAGUUGCUGCAGAAGUUGUCCCAGACGUCCCUACAGAAGCCAGUCCUGAAGAAGUAGUAAAAACGGCUGCUGUGGAGGAGAUUGUUGUUGAAAAGGAACCAGAAAUCAAAGCUGAAGAUGCUGUCAAAGUUGCUGCAGAAGUUGUCCCAGACAUCCCUACAGAAGCCAGUCCUGAAGUAGUAAAAACUGCCGUUGAAGCGAGUCCUGGAGUAGCUUCUGAGGCUUCUGGAGAUGUUGCAGCUAAACCUGAAGAUGCAUCAUCCAAAGCUGAGGCAGGAACACCGGCAGCCACUUCAGAAGAGCUGGUAGACCCUGCACCUGUGGCCGCUGAUGCUGUGGAGGCUUGGGCUGAGACCAACGUUGUGGAGACACCUGAGGAAAUCAAAGCUGAAGAUGCUGUCGAAGUUGCUGCAGAAGUUGUCCCAGACGUCCCUACAGAAGCCAGUCCUGAAGAAGUAGUAAAAAUGGCUGCUGUGGAGGAAACUCUUGUUGAAAAGGAACCAGAAAUCAAAGCUGAAUAUGCUGUCAAAGUUGCUGCAGAAGUGGUCCCAGACAUCCCUACAGAAGCCAGUCCUGAAGUAGUAAAAACUGCCGUUGAAGCGAGUCCUGGAGUAGCUUCUGAGGCUUCUGGAGAUGUUGCAGCUAAACCUGAAGAUGCAUCAUCCAAAGCUGAGGCAGGAACACCGGCAGCCACUUCAGAAGAGCUGGUAGACCCUGCACCUGUGGCCGCUGAUGCUGUGGAGGCUUGGGCUGAGACCAACGUUGUGGAGACACCUGAGGUAAAAAUGGCUGCUGUGGAGGAAACUCUUGUUGAAAAGGAACCAGAAAUCAAAGCUGAAGAUGCUGUCGAAGUUGCUGCAGAAGUUGUCCCAGACGUCCCUACAGAAGCCAGUCCUGAAGAAGUAGUAAAAAUGGCUGCUGUGGAGGAAACUCUUGUUGAAAAGGAACCAGAAAUCAAAGCUGAAGAUGCUGUCGAAGUUGCUGCAGAAGUUGUCCCAGACGUCCCUACAGAAGCCAGUCCUGAAGAAGUAGUAAAAAUGGCUGCUGUGGAGGAAACUCUUGUUGAAAAGGAACCAGAAAUCAAAGCUGAAGAUGCUGUCAAAGUUGCUGCAGAAGUUGUCCCAGACGUCCCUACAGAAGCCAGUCCUGAAGAAGUAGUAAAAACGGCUGCUGUGGAGGAGAUUGUUGUUGAAAAGGAACCAGAAAUCAAAGCUGAAGAUGCUGUCAAAGUUGCUGCAGAAGUUGUCCCAGACAUCCCUACAGAAGCCAGUCCUGAAGUAGUAAAAACUGCCGUUGAAGCGAGUCCUGGAGUAGCUUCUGAGGCUUCUGGAGAUGUUGCAGCUAAACCUGAAGAUGCAUCAUCCAAAGCUGAGGCAGGAACACCGGCAGCCACUUCAGAAGAGCUGGUAGACCCUGCACCUGUGGCCGCUGAUGCUGUGGAGGCUUGGGCUGAGACCAACGUUGUGGAGACACCUGAGGAGCAAGCCCCGGAGAAAGCCCCAGAGCCGGAGCCCUUUGACAACACCACGUACAAGAACCUGCAGCACCACGACUACAACAUGUACACCUUUGCUGAUGUGGAUGUAGAGCUGUCUAAAUACCGUCUGCCCCAGCCUUCCGCAGGCAGACACUGAGCCUGUGUUAUUGCUACCUUAGUCCACAACCCUGCUUCUUCCACAUGUUCACUGUUCCUCAGACGAUUUACUGGCAAAUCUCAAGCUUCAUGCUAGAAUUCUAUAAUUAUGGAAUUAAAAUGAUUUAACUUCUU
Molecule: messenger RNA, 2738 nt
Organism: Sinocyclocheilus grahami
Lineage: Eukaryota; Metazoa; Chordata; Actinopteri; Cypriniformes; Cyprinidae
Gene: ndufv3
Product: NADH:ubiquinone oxidoreductase subunit V3
Exons: 7
Coding region: 4-2604 (866 amino acids)
Biological process (GO): mitochondrial ATP synthesis coupled electron transport
Cellular component (GO): mitochondrion; respiratory chain complex I
Source: RefSeq, a predicted model, not a curated record